AUGCUUGUUGAAAACCCUCGCCAAUGGCACGAAACAUUGUAUGAGACGUUAUGGGCUUAUCGCACUUCCAAGCAGAAUCCUACUGCCACAACACCCUAUGCGCUCAUGUUUGGUCACGAUGCAGUUUUGCCUUUGGAAAUCAAUGUUCACUCUCUGCGCGUCCAAGAUCAACAUCAUCUUAUUAGUGAAGAUUAUGUCCAGGCCAUGUGGCAGGAGCAUGAAGACCUUAGCGGACAGCGCUUAGAGGCUUUGGACAACCUAGUGAUGGAAAAGCAACGCAUCGCUCGCGCCUAUGAUAAGAGGACACGCGGCCGCAGUUACAAAGAAGGAGAACUGGUUUGGAAGGCAGUCCUUCCCUUUGGUGAGAAGUUGACCGGUCGUGGUAAAUGGACCCCACGCUGGGAAUGGCCCUUUAUGAUUCACAGAAUUCUGGAACGCGGGGCUUUUCACCUCAAAGAUUUGGAUGGCAACCUCCACCACAACCCCAUUAACGGUAGAUUCCUGAAGAAGUAUUACCCCAGUGUGUAG
Rosa chinensis is the source of this 528-nucleotide messenger RNA. RefSeq lists its product as uncharacterized. The coding region runs from base 1 to 528 and encodes 175 amino acids. Gene Ontology annotation, molecular function: nucleic acid binding. The transcript has a single exon. The record is from RefSeq and is a predicted model, not a curated record. NCBI's taxonomy places the organism in Eukaryota, Viridiplantae, Streptophyta, Magnoliopsida, Rosales, Rosaceae.